UCAAAUGUGCAAUGCUUGCAGAAAAGCACCAAGCAGGCUUAUUCUCAGACAACCCAGUUAGUUGUAAACCAUUGGACAAGAUUUCGCCAGAAAAAGUUUUUCUGUCCUUGGUGGGCUCGUUAACUGUCCAUCGUGGUUUGAGGUUGAAAGACCAGAUAUUGGAAAAUGAAGUCCUGAAGUCGUUCCUAGGCAAAUUGAAACGGACAAACGGAUGUGAUGCCAUGCAAUGGACUAAUAAAGAAACGGUUUGAAAAUCACCCUAAUUAAACAAUUUGUUUCAAAUGAUUAUCGAAGAUUACUUUAUUUAUAUGAUUGCAAUUUUAAAUGUUUUUAAAAUCUCUUUUUCUAAAUCAUGGAACGUGUCGAACCUUUCAUUGAAUUAAUAAACAUUAAAUUGAAUGUCCAUAUGUUUAAUCCGUGAUGAUUGGCGAAUAUAUUUAUAGUUGUGGGGGAUUGACAGGGCAACCUAGAGGUUUUUAGGCCCUGGAGCACACUGGACGAGGAUCCUUGCUAACGUAGCGAGCAGAAAAGUACUGCGACCACACCCUUCAGAUUAGCUUAAAAUACACUUCAGAAUACCUCUGCAGUCCUUUUUUGCAAUCGUUCCAUUCUUUUCAUUCUGAGAUGGAAUUCAUAACUUUAUGAGGCCCCCUAGCUAACCAAUGGGUGUGUUUGCAAAAGUUUUUGUGUACCUCCUGGAUCCAUACCACUGAGCUGAGUAAAUGAUCCAGGAAGACCACGUGGAAUCCGGGUGUAGUGCUGUUAAAAGCAACAACUUUGACCAGGGGUGUAGUGACCAGGCUGUGAAAAGAACAAAGGGUGACCUCACCUCGCAAGCAUUUUCUACAAAAUAGAUGGCAAAAAGUACCAAAGGGUUUUUCUCUGCAUUGAAAAGAAGCACAUACCCCUAACCGAACCUCCUGGCUCUAAUCCUAAGCUUCUAGCUUUCUUUAAAUCAAAUUCUGAAAUAAAGCUUAACAUUAUUUUAAACUGCUAAUAAUUCAAUUUAUACUGACUUCUAAGCAUAAACAGUAGCAUAAUUUCUCAAUUUUAGAAACUCAAAUUUUUAAAAGGUGAUUUUAGCAGUCGAGGUGCUUUGUCCCAAGGAUCUUUCACAUACAGCUAUAGAUCAUUAUUGCUUUUGCUUUACGAAAGUUUAAAGUAAUUAAUUUUUUUAUUUUGAAUGUGGAGCCAGCCCAGAGAAAAAUAAAUAUAAUUGCAGCAUUGCUUUUCUAUGUCACUUCCGAGCUGAAAGUUUUUUUUCUGGAGAAAUACCAUAGUUUGGGUUCGAUUUGGCACGAAGUUUCUGGCAAUUCUUUAUAUCUCUUACAAGAAGCGUUUGAAGGACCUUUCAAAUUUUCAGUUGUUUUAUCGCAAAGGAAUUCAUGUAUUUUUCUUUCAUUUUUCUAUUUCUUUUUCCGUUUUCUUUUUUCUAGCCGCACAUUCCAGUAUAGUAGUGUCUAUCCAAAGAACUGUGUGUUUAGAUUGUGGCCCAUUUGGAUUAUUCGGAUUAAUUUGGCUUUUCUGAAAAAAAUUUGAAUGUUGAUAUCGCUCUACUCCUUUAUCGAUCCACAAUAUACUGCAGAACCAAUUAUAGGCCUGUCGCGUGUGUAGAGGUGUAAUAACAUACAGUGCAUUAAUUGCAUUUCAAAGUUUGUUAUUAGUUUUCAGCCACAGACAUGUUAUUAGUUUUCAGCCACAGACAAUGCCUGAUAAUCGAGAGGCGGGGCAAUGGUUUUAUGCACAGCUUGAAACCGUUUUUUUUAUAAUAGAAAAUCACAACAGGGUUUGACGGGCUGUGGAGAGACGAGACAUUCUUGCGUUUUCUACAAAACCCACAUCUUCAGAAAAUAUCUCCUGUAUGCCAGGAACGGUUGAGGAAAUAAGAAACUUGGUUUUUCAAAACUUGUUGUACAAAUGACGAAGUUGAAAUGAGAUCCAACGAAAAUUUUCAGGCUUUUGUAACAGCCAAGAUAGAUUAGAAGCAGAACAUGCUGUCAUCCUUCGCUCUCUAUUUUACAUUAACGCAUUUUGCACUGCUUUGUCAGAGCCAAGCAGAUUUUAGAUGCUGCAGCCAAACCAACCUGGCACUUUGCAACCGGGCAUGCCUACAGGCUGGAAGGUCAGGUCGUUUGCUUCACAGAUACAAUCGAAUAAAACGAGCCUGUUCUGGUAGUCAGCGGAAGUUUUGGAGUUGCAUUAAUACAACAUGGAAAAUUGCAAGAGCGAAAUUUGCACACAAUACCUGUUGCUUCUCCGCAAGAACAGCCUCUUGUGCUGUCGAAUGCUUUCUAGAAGAAAACGUCAAUCACGCUAAAGGUUUUUGCAGCCAUCAAAUAGAGGCUGAUCUCCGAUCUUGUCUCAAUAGAUACGAAAUUGCUAAUGAGUGUUGCAGUACUGCAAAGACAGAAGAUUGCAAGUCACACUGUACCGAGGUGAUUAUGUCAAACUCAAAUGGAAAUUCUUGGUUGGAAUCAUCCUUUGAUAAAUUUUGCCAGAAUUCUACUUCGGUCCCAAACUGUAUUUUUGAUAACUAUGAGGGAAUUCGAGGCAGCAAGUAUUUGAAAUGCUGUGCUUUUGGACAUUCUGCUGUUUGUAGAAAAAGUUGUCGAAAGCUCUUCACUAGAAACAUCAAAGAAUCGAAUUUGGUACCAGAGCUUAACAAAGUUUGUGGACCUUCAAACCCUCAGGACGAAUUAUACCACUGCCUCUUGGAUGUUGUUUCCAGUAAAGAUGAGCGUCCGUUGCAAGAUCAGUGCUGUGUUUUCGCCAAAUCCCGUACUUGCAGGUCGUGGUGUAGCCGAGGAUUUUCAAAAACACUGUACGUUGGUUCAGAUGACCCUCUGUAUAUUCAAUGCAUGGAAAAUCCAUCAGAGUAUGAGCUGUCGACGUGUAUUGCAGAUGUCCUUGAGCCUUGCAAAUUUGGUUGUAAAGACAAAUUAUCAUUUUGCUCAAACUUCAACAACAGGCCAUUGGAACUUUUUCGAAGGUGCGAUUCUGUCGCAGAUCAAGCUGCAAAGAAAAUAUAUGAUUCAUGGCGAAAGGGCGAGCAUUCGUAUGUACCUCUUCCCUCCUCCGCGAAAGAAAUCUUUUCAUGUGAACCCGAGCUUUGGAAGGCAUUAGCAUGUACUUUGGCGAUCAAACCUUGCAGUAGAACGUCCAAUCGAAAUCAAAUAUGCAGGAGUGACUGUGUUUCUUUGUUGAAGAAAUGUCUGAAGCAAAGUCACUUGAUCAGCAAAGCAGAAAAAACCUGCAUGAUGCUAAUGCCAAACCCUGACCAAACUGAUUGUGUGACGUCAACCAACUAUGUCACUGGGAGAAACGAAUCUAUUGACAAAUUUGCUACAUUUCCGUGUCAAAAUGAUCCAUGCAAAGAAAGACAAGUCUGCUCAAUUAACGAAGAAUGCAGCUUUGGCAGGAAUUCAGAGAGUUGUCGUCCAUACAAGUGCUUGCCUGGCUGUGCUUUGCGAUCCUCGCCAAAUGUUAAGAUCAGGCAUUUAGACUUCUUUAAGGUCCCUGUCGCAGAGAACGGCAAGACGUGCUACCAGGUCUGUCAAUGCAUUGUCGAUGACAGUCAUUCAAAGUAUAUUGAUAGUGCGUCAUCGUGCACUCAGAUAGGAUGUCAUCACACUGCCUCUUGCAAAGUGCGAAAUGGAUUCAAAGACCACAAGUCCUCAUUCAGCAUAGAUGGGAAUAUCUGUACUUGUUAUGAUGGUGAAGUUAUUUGUACAAAGAUUUCUGCGUUCAAUGAAGGUCAAGAGCUUGCAGGUUUUGCUUGUGCCUGUGACUCUGAUAUCUACAAUCCCGUAUGUGCCAUAAACGGAAUGACGUAUCCAAGCAUUUGUCAUGCCAGAUGCACUGGGUUGCAAGAUGAACAAAUUCUUCCCGGCGCGUGCAUGCUUGAAAAUUCUUGCAGCACAUCACCUUGCCCUUCGAAACUCGUAUGCAUGCCGAAUCGAAGAGUGUGUUUGCUGUCAACUCUGGUAUGCCCACAAUACGACUGUGUACAACCACAGCAGACGCUAGAGAUGGUUGAACCUUGUUUACUGGACUAUGAACAAACUGAAGAGUGCAAAGAGGAGCCGCUCUUCAAAUACUGUUGCAAAGGAAGCUGCCAUAGCAAGUUCAAUAGAGCUCCAGUUUGCGGAGUAGAUGGAGUAGCAUAUAGCAGCUACUGCGAUGCAGCAAAUUUUCUGGUUCUUGUUGAUUAUAAAGGACAGUGUGUAACUGAUCAAGACGAGCUUCCGAAAAGGGAUCGUUGCAAAAGUAUCAAAUGCACGACAAAAGGGAGUUCCAAUUGCAAGACUCAUAUACCAAUUGGCGGAUGUUGCCCUAUUUGUGAACCGCUGAUUCGUAUACUGUACAGCCAAAGGGAUGCAGAAGUCCAUAUCGAGAAGAUAUCCCCAAAGCCAGUCAUUGUGAGAGACUUUCUAGAACAGCUUUCAACUCAGCUCCUCGUGAGUGAAUGUAUCAUCCGAGGGUAUUUGAGUAUCGAAGGUGAUAUUGUUGUCAUUGUAAAAUCCAAUUUGAAGCUGAAGAAUAUGUUUCAGAUUAAAAUUUGUGAAAGAGAAGCUGAAAGAAUUACAAAUUUGAUAAAUUCAAGAAGUCCUUUGAUUUCGACAAACUAUUACCUAUCAAUAGCAAGGGCAGCGUUUAUUAUUUAUCCUUCAGAUAAAAGCCCAAAUAGAGCUAAAAGACGAUUACCUGCUCUAUUAUUGAUACCUUGUACAUUGUUCGUUGUUUAUAUUUUGACAAAAUAAUGUCUAUAUUUUAUUAACAGAUGCCUUUAUUGAAUUUCAUAUUUGUACAAAAUUUUAUAUUUUUUUAGAAGUUUUCGAGAUUUGAAAUUUUUUAUCCCUAAGAUAACAAAAUGCUUAAACGGUUGGUUACGAAGUGGUGAAAUUUAAGUAAAAAAAAUGUUGUAUCAUCUAAAUUCUGAUAACGUAACAAAACGUAAAGAAGUUUCUGAGAAAAAGAGUGACACAUUAAUACAUUAAUUUUAAGCAUUUGUUUGGUAUGCAAAGAAAUAGUCUCCAAAAUUCUUUUAAUGAAAGAUAUUAGAUUUAAGCAUUUUACCUUUAUGGGCACUACGUAUUUAAGUGAACUUCAGUAUUAGAGUUGACAGCUUCAUCCCUCAAUAAAUCGAUACCUGUUGAGCUCUCACUAAUACAACUAUGCUGGAUGGUUACAAUGCAGAGUGUUUGAUUAAGUACUGGGAUGGGGAAUCGCCUAAUGGAGUCCCGUGGAAAGCUGCUUAUUGUAGACUAGCCUUCGUUCAGACACAACUGACCAUCGCGAAGUAUAAAGCCAGGGCAGCUCUACAGCAAAGAAAACACGUGUAUCUUCCAAUUAUGUUGGAAUAACAUUAAUUUCGAAACAUUUUCAAUCGCUAGUAAAAACAAAAAAAAUAUUCGUAAUUUUGUAUCUGGAAUUUUCUGUAAAUAUUGAAAAUUGAGAUGAUAGAAAAAUUCCAAAUAGAACUUGCAAAAAUAUUUAAUCUGUUCCUGUCAAAAUAUAAAAUCGGAUAUCACCAAAGCUGGGCAUUCAAUUUUCAAUCAAAAAAUAAGGCUUGAGAAAUUUACUGAUUUUGUGUCGCAAUCUUUUUAUCAAUAUUCAAGUUGCAGAUGAUAAAAAAUUCCAGAGAUCUUGGAAACAUACUUGAAUUGUUUCUAUCAAGAUUGAAUAUCCGACAUCAACAAAGCUAAGCACUCGAUUUUCGACUGAAGAGUAAGGCUAUAGGCUUAAGAAAAUUCUUGUUUUUGUCUCUAAAUUUGUUUAUCAAUAUAUUUGUAGAUGCUGUAAAUAUUUAAAGCAGACCUAAGAAACAGGUUGACAAUUUAAUGUUCAACAUCAACAAAGCUCAAUAUUCAAUUUUCGAACAAGAGCAAGGCUACCGAUAGGGUUAAGAAAUUUCGUGAUUUUUGCGUCUAACAUUUUUAAUCAGUAUUCAAGCUGCAGAUAAAGUAAGCAUUUCGAAAGGUCAAACAGCGUAAUGUUGGGUCUUAGUAAGGUGAUAGGGUUAAAGAACAUAAGCCAAAGACUACAAACAGAGACUGUACGUGUUUGUUUUGGUAUCGAAAGGCUAUAAACAGGGACAAGACAUGUUUGCUUCAGGAUCGAAAGACUAUAAACAAUAACAAGACUUGUUUGUUUCAGUACCGAAAGGCUAUAAACAGGAACAAGGCGUGUUUUUUUCAGUAUCGAAAGACUAUAAACAGGGACAAGACUUGUUUGGUUCAGUACCGAAAGGCUAUAAACAAUAACAAGACUUGUUUGUUUAAGUAUCGAAAGACUAUAAACAGGGACAAGACUUGUUUGGUUCAGUACCGAAAGGCUAUAAACAAUAACAAGACUUGUUUGUUUCAGUAUCGAAAGACUAUAAACAGGGACAAGACUUGUUUGUUUCAUUAUCGAAAGGCUAUAAACAAUAACAAGACUUGUUUGGUUCAGUAUCGAAAGUCUUUAAACAGGGACAAGACUUGUUUGUUUCAGUACCGGAAGG
Rhopilema esculentum is the source of this 6502-nucleotide messenger RNA. Its product is annotated as reversion-inducing cysteine-rich protein with Kazal motifs. Gene Ontology annotation, molecular function: protein binding; metalloendopeptidase inhibitor activity. Gene Ontology annotation, biological process: extracellular matrix organization. Lineage: Eukaryota; Metazoa; Cnidaria; Scyphozoa; Rhizostomeae; Rhizostomatidae. Gene Ontology annotation, cellular component: plasma membrane. The record is from RefSeq and is a predicted model, not a curated record.